GCGAAGAGUCAUACACGUAAGGAAUGCACUGAUACAUGUAUCUACAGCUGUACGUUGAUAUCGAAUACAAAAGUGUUUGAUUUCCUUGUUACCCAUUUCUUUCUUUGUUCUUAGUCAGUCAGCAAGAGAGGAAAGUCAAGUACACAUCUGAGGUAUCGAUUGCAGUCAACAACCUGCGAGCUGAGCGAUUUAGUUUGUGAUUUUAUUCAUUUAAUUUUCGAUUUAUGCUGAUUCACGUCGCUUGAGCUUCGCUAUGCGGGCGUGUGUGGAUAUAUUGAACGCAAAGAGAAUUCACGUGAAUGGAACUUCAUUAGAUACAGUGGAAACUCUCAAGAAAAAGAUCUCGAAAGAGACUGGCCUCUGGCCAUGCCUUCAAACUCUUCAUGUUUUACAGAAUGGAACAACUGUUGAAUGGAAAGACGACAGUAGCAUAUAUUUUGGAGACUUGAUAAAGAAGAAAGCAGUGAUAUAUUUGUCGUACAAAAAGGGCAAUUCGUCUUCUUCCUAUUACAUCAACAUAGUGACUGAAACUGGGCGAGUUUUGCUCGUCACUCCUGAAGGGGGAAAAUCGGUAACUAUAAACGAUUUGAAACAGCAGUUGUCGAUCAUACUGGGUCUACGCGCAGAUAGUUUAUUUUUGCGCAUUGUUGAACUGUCAAACCGUAUAAAUAGGCCACUUGGAGAAUUAUUCAAUACCUUAGAGGAUUACGGUCUGAUCAGUGGUUCUGUUUUGUACGUGCAGAUUCAUCCCUGGAGUGAGAGGUGAGUUGGUUGUUUACGUGACAAGUGACUUGGCUUCAAACAUGUGCUGUGCAAGUGACGCACACUUCAAUUUUACCAUUAACUUCGUGGGUGACUAAUGGUUUUUGAGAAAUUACUUAUUAAUCGUUUAAGUCUUUGAACUCAUAUUUACUGGUUUUAUAACAGACCAUGAUUUCCGAGUUCCAAAGGAGAAUUCUCCCUGAGAAUAAAAAAUUCACUCACGUACUUUCACUUUUAAAAACAAAGGUUCCGGAUGACUCAGAAAUUACCAGUGUUAUCGUUGAUGUUUCUUUAAUAAAUCUUAUUAAAUAGCACACAUGUACAGAGUAUGUUCUGGUUUGACUUGAUCCUUGGAUAAAAAUUUUAUUUUUCCUUUGUUUUAAAUUCAUUAUCAUAAAAACUCUUCCAAAAGGAAUGGAAGAAAUCAACAUAUGAAUUUAUGGAGCUGAACCAAGGCGUGUGUGUUGUGGCUCAGUUUUAUCCUUGCUUUAAAUUUUACUCUCUUUUGUUUCAUACUCAUCACACAUUACCAUUCCUGAAAACAAAAGAAAAUAAAAUUUAAACCAAAGAUAAAAUUGAACCACAACAUUUACAUUGUACAAGCUUACUGGUAAUAAAUUGACCAUUAGGGCUGUACUUAAGUUUAAUGCAUAGUUCAUAAUCUUGGACCUCUUUUGCUACGAAGCAGUGACCUUUUUGUCCUUCAUUGAAAGCCUUUGUGUCACCCUUCUCCAAAGGUGGCAAAAAGCUGUUACUUACUAGGUAAAAAAGGUGUUAGAUUUUGUUUUUUUUUCCAUCUGAAGACCUUGUAUUAGUAAGAGUAAGUAUUAAUUUUAUUGUUUUAUGAUCUUGAAUGAAUAAGGGACUUUAAGAUGCCACAACGGCAACGACAACGAGAAAGUCAAAAAAGCAACAGGUUGAAUAGGCAAAACAACAACUCUGCACAUGCAUCACACUUAUUUGUAUACUUCUUUUCCUUCAAUCCACGACUAUGACGGGAAAAUGCCUAAUUUCACGUUUUAUGGACGACGUAAACAAGUGGGGGCUAAUUUUUUUCUCUUUGUGAACUUGAAUAUAUAUGGUUCUUAGGAAUUUGGUUCAAAAAGAGUUGGCUCGCAUUUGACAAAGUAAAUGAGUUGGAGUAAUCGCGAUAGAGAUUGAAAGAACGUAACGUUUUCAUGGCUGUCGCCAUUUUGGUAUCUUAAACUCCCUAUUACUAUCUUGGAUCCUCAUGGUAAACUCAGUGACACAUGUUUAUGGCAGAAACAAACCUUUCACAGGAAAAAAUAACAGAUUCUCAUUUUUGGAUAUUUUAGUGUAUUUAAAGAAUACACAUAAAAAUCCCAAAUUUGGCAAAGUGAGACAAGUCCCAACCAGGGAAUUCCCAACCAAAUUCCCUGGUUGGGACUCGUCUCAUUCUUCCAAAUUUGGGAUUUUUGUGGGUAUUCUUUAAAUACCCUAAAAUAUCCAAAAAUGGGAAUCUGUUAUUUUUUCCUGUGUUUCCAACCAAAACAAACUCUAACCUCAAAUGCACUAGGUAGUCUGUGAUUACUACUAAUUUACAAGAGUAAAUAUAUAUAUAGCAUUAAAUGUAUCUCCACUAAUUUCCCUUAGUGCUUUUCAAAUUACCUGAUAUUUAAAUUAUAUUCAAUUUUAAUAGCUUAGUUCACUUUCUAACAUAAAAUUCUAUAAUUGUCUGUAAUAUCCUUUCUGUUCUAUUUACAGUUGGUUCCAUGGAAAAAUAGGGCGUGACCAAGCUGAGGAAAUUAUGUCUUCAGCUUCUGAGGGACAGUUUCUUGUUAAAGAGAGUGUAUCUUUCCCUGGUGAUUAUGUCCUAUUUGUACGGUAUGUUGGUCAUAUGUUUUGUUACUUGUGCUUAACAUUCUAAACUACUUCAGGGUAGAAGAGUUCUGAAAAAGGACUUAAGUGGCUCCUGGUAUUACGUCAAGUUCUUCCCUUAGUGCAGAUUUCUGAACUAUGAUAUGGAGAAUAAUUAUUGGAAGGAGAUUUUAGCAGAUAAUCAGAAGUCACUAAGGGCUCUAUGGCUCCCAAAAUAAUAUGAAAUAUAAAUGUACAUUCAAGUAAUGUUAUAUGCAAGUAAGGUGGUACAUGCCAUGUAUACCUGCCAUUACAUAUAAAUAAGGUGUUUUGCCAGAAUAAAAAUACCUGUUUUUGUUAGUUAGAUUGGUGGUUGUUAGUUAGAUGAGUUGUGGUCAGUACACUUCAGUCUAUCUUUAAAUCUAAGGACAUUUAUGCAGUUAGCCUAGUUUUAUAUACACAGGAGAUAUCAUUUACGUGUCUUAAAUAUAGUGAUGCUGGUCAAGUCAAGCAUUUCAAAGUAUCCUGUCACAAGAAUAUGAUGUUUGCAAUCAAUGGACGUGAUUUCUUUUACACCAUAGCUGAAAUGAUCCAGGUGUGAAAAUUUGUGUACUAAGUUAUUUAUUCAUUUAUUUACACCACCGUGUGUGGUUUGAGGUACAUUUAUUGUGAUUCCAUAUCUACAACACAAGGUACACUGUAAUCGUAGACUAGUUUAAGGUGAACAAGAAAAGCUACAUAAAAUAUAUGUAUGUUAAAGGGUAAAAAUAGUGAGUGGUGAGGAGACUUUAGAAAGCCAAAAAUUUUUGCCUUCGAUGUCCUAGAGAACGAGGUAGCUGAUAUCCUCCAUCCUUAUAUUCUUAAGGUUGUAACAGUGCAUUUAAGUGUGAUGAGGUGCACGUAUUUCUGAUUUGCACUGGGUCUAUUUUGUUACUUUGAAGUACUUCUUUACUAAGACAACAUUACAUGCCAGUGUCCCCAUGUGAAUAUUUCUUUCUUUUUUCAUUUUUUUUAUGCCUGGAGGGCCAUUAUUUAAUUAACUAACCUGGUAACUGGUAAUGAUCAUUUCUGUGUUCCACCCUCACUAAAUAAUCUUGUAUUUAUUUAACAUCUUUGCAGGUUUACAAGAGCAAAGAAGGGCUACCCAUUAAAGGCAAACUGAAAGAGCCUGUGACAAGGUCUGAGCUCUCUGAAUGUACAGGAGGAGAAGGUACUGCUUGUGCAGUUAGAAAAAGUCUCUUAACUGUGUAAUAAAAAAACGUCCAGGUAUUACAUGUUAAUGUUAAUAAUUAUUUUUCUUCACAUAUGAAAACCCAUAUACACCUGAUUCACUUGAAAAGUAUAAGACAUGAACAAUGAGAUCUAAUGGAUUUACAGGUACAAGUUUAUUGGCAUUGAAAUUCAUAUUUCUUUCCAUCUGGAGCUUCUCUUGCUGAUGUAUUGCAAUAACUAUGAAGUACUCCUCAGCGACUUGCAUCUGCAUGAGAAGCACAUGAUGAUAUUACAACAACUCUGAAAAUAAAUGCCGAGAAUAUGGUUAUUUAAAAGUGAUCAUUCCCAAUGAUUGGAAAAGAUUCAAUCAGGCAGGUAACCAUUAAAUUGGAGUAUUCUUCAACCUUGAAACCUAUAGACUGCGAGCAUUCUCUUAUUUUUCUUUGCAAAGUUACUACACGCAAAACCUAAUAAGCACGCGAGCAGCGAAGCUGCUUGCCGCGAGAAACGAGGGCAUAAGCCCGAGAAGAAAAAAAAGAGACUGCUGACUCUUUUGUUCUGUCUGGGGACAACGAAGCUGUCGAGGUAAUUUAAUUAAUCAAUUUAACCCCGGGUAACUUGAAACGAUUUAUAAAUAGAACAUAAACAACUGAAAAUCUUACACUUUCUUUAAAUCUGGUAAGAUUGCCUUGAAUUCAUUUCCAUUGAGGAAAUUUACAGAAGUUUCCUUCUUUAAGAUAUCCUUAAAAGUUUUAUUACUGAGAUUACUGCUUGGUUCGCUAUUGUUUGCAGUUGUUUGUGACGCGUGACUAUUUUUAUUGCUUGCAAUCUCACCACAGACCAGUUGAUGCUCUGUCAACAGCUGUGCAAUUGACCAAUCGGUUACUCUGUUUCUGGACUGAUGGAGGGUUUGUUUACUACAAAAGAGUCAGCAGUCUGUCUUUUCUCAUCUCGUCUCGAUCCCUAUAUAAUAACAUCGUGGUUUGCAAUCGCACUGGAUGAGAUCAAGAACUAGAUGGGUUUUAGGAGAAAAGGCCGACUGCAAGCAGUCUAUGAUACCUACUGGUACCUUAAUAAUUCAUAAUGUAAUAUCUUCAGGAACAUUGACUUAUAUUAACAAGAUCCUGACCUCUGUCAUCUCAACAGGAUUAACUACAACAGGCAGCUCAUCGGUAAGACCUCGCCUUUACACUGCAGCAUCAACUGAAAUUCAUAUCCGUGUGGUGAUUGGGUCCAAGACGUUUUCCCUGCUCACAAGCAUCUUAAAUCAAGUGCAGUCUCUUAAAACGCAGAUAGAAGAAAAGAGUGGCCAGCCUGCAGACUGUCAGUUGUUACGACUGAAUGACAAACUUCUGGUUAUGGAUAGUUUUCAUCUCAGUGACUACCAUGUCAUGGAAAACUCUACAAUUUAUGUUCAGGUUCAUCCUUGGGAUGAAGAGUAUGACUGUUUAUUUCACUUGUUUAACACUUACUGUGUAAUCGUAAUAAUAAUUAUUACUAUUUGCCAUUUGCACAUCUCUUAUAAUACACCUUUUUUUUUGCCCCCCAAAAUUUUGCAUAACCUUUGUUUUGUUUUGUUUUUUUCCUAGUUGGUAUUACAACCAUCCCAAGAGAAAUUAAAAACAAUGCUUAUGCAAAAUUUUGGGGGGCAAACAAGGUGCCUUUUGGGAAAUGUACAAGUGACGAAUUAUGUGGGUCAGUUGUUGUAGCUGAUACCAAGCUUAACAAGGUUUUAAAUACCACAAUUCCUUGAUUAUACCUAACUGCAUUAUUGCUUCAUUACUGAUGAACAUUCACAAAGCAAAACAGAAAACAUGGCUAAAAUAUGCUUACCUCCAUCGAUCCAUCAAUGUUAAGUUCAUCUUUGAUAGUGCAUGUUUAGGUUUGUCCAGCUCCGCAAAUAUUCUCCAAAUAGCAUAUGUCGUCCUUCAAGUUGUCUUCCUGCUGUUCUUGCCAUGUUUUUAACUAUUGUUUCGCCUAGUUCUUACUCUUGAAACGAGUAAAAUGUACGCCAUUUUUCAAGUUCAGAACCAAAACAACUCAACCUCGUCCCCAGGUCUUCUCGGUUAACAGUGCCUUAACCAGUGAAAACGCUGCAUUUUUUACGCCAUUUCCUCGUUAAACACAAAAUUCUUCCAAAUUUGGUCAUCAGUAACUGGUUAUGGUGAAUUAGACGUGUGCUUUUAGCCAAUCAGAAUCAGGAAAAUAUUUUGAAUGAAUAAUAACAGCUAUUAAACCUCUAGUUUGCACUGAUUUCCAAAGAUAACUUUAAGCUCUUAGCCAAUGAAAAGCCAGAUAGUGAGUACAAUAUACAAUAAUUUUUUUUUUCAUUUUGUUACAGAGGCCUUAAAAAGUCUUUUCUUUUUUUCCUUAAUUAGUUGGUACGUUGGUGACCUAACUCAUGAUAAGAUAGAUUCUUUGGUCAAAAGUAUGAGUACUGUACCAAAAGAUGGAAUGUUCCUGAUCAAAGAUAGCAGCACAUCUCCUGGAAACUACUGCCUCUAUGUAUGGUGAGUCUCUAAAAGUACAGUGAAGUGUUAGUUGCAUGUUUCAUUUCUAAUUAAGGGCCCUCUGUAUCUUCCAGAUACAGAGAACAAUUAGUCUAAUAUUUCUUCUAAUACCUUCCUUGCAGCGGCGAUUUUCACUCCUGCUUGCAUAUUUCCCUUGCUCUAUUGUCCCAUAUGAAAACGAAGGACUACGCAUAGUCUAGACAGGUGUGGCUGUUGUUUUUAACAAGCUGUUUGGUAAUGGUCUGUUGUUUUAAUUGAACAGGUGGAAAGGCAAUCCAGUGCGGUAUUUGGUCGAGUUCAAGAAAAAUCGUUUCACAAUUGGAAACGAGCAUCAAUUUAAUAGCUUGUCUGAUUUGGUUAAGGUAUGCAAUGACUAAAAAAUAUAAAGUUCAGUACACUAAGUAUACUAGUCUAAUGUUAAUGCUUUUUGUUAGGAAGAGUAAACUUCUGAUAAAACAUUCUCAGAAACUUAUUUCCAAUAUGCUGAUUUUCCAAGACAGGAGAGGCACCGCCCUCAUUUCUCCUGUCUCGCAGUUUCGCCACUCGACAGUUGUGUGCGCAUGUACUCUCCCAACCAAAUCUGAAGAAUGAGGGAGACUGCUUGCAGUCUAGACCGAUAGAGGAUGUAGAGAACGAUAUACGCGUGUCAAAACUUGACACUCUUGGGUGAUCGAACUUAAGAGGGACACUAAAUACAGUGAAUUAGGGAUGCAAAAUGGUAUGGAGCAAACUCGUUGCUGUUAUGUGUCCUGUUUAUUAUCUUUAGGCUGUUUUUCACGUCUCUGUUGCAAAGGUUUAUUUUAAACGCUUGAUGUUUUGUUAAAACGGUUUAGCGGCAACUUAUAGGGUGUCAACUUAUUAUGUCAUCUCAUUUGCAGUCGUACAGGAAGUGCCGUGGUCGUCUGAAGUCACAGCUUACAGAUCCUGUCAAGGUUGACAAAGACUCAAAAUGUAUGUUUGAUCUCUGUACAGCUGUUCUACAAAUUUUAACACUGUUUUUGAUGCAGUUUUUUGUAUUCUUCAUCAAAGUUGCUUAGUAUUUUAACGUACUUGUAUCUGAUGAAAAGUUUCUAUUUAGUGACUUCAGCGUUGCUCGGUUACAUGUUCGGAGACAAGCAUAUCAGCCAGUAUUUUUUGAAUUUUGUUUAUAUUCAUGUAGAGACAUGAUGAUAAACUGUGUGAUUCUAGAUUUGGUCACAGGCAACCCAGUGCAACUGUUAGCAUUUGUAUAAGAGCCUUCUUGCGCCAUGGUAAAUUCAGGCCCCCAUUGGAUGGUAUUGUCCACCAGAUAAAUCGCUAUCCAGUGGAUAAGUAUUGGGGAAACCGAUUACUUUACCAAUAGGCCAUUUGCACUAAGAGGUCAUGUGACAUCAUUUUUAUGAAAGUGAAUGUAUAUGAUUUUGCCUUCGAAAAACGAUUAGUGGGUCAUUUCCUUUUUCAAACCCGCACCAUUUUCUUAAAAUAAGUAAGUUCUUAGCCGGUCACGUGACCAAAAUGUGAUUUUUUAAAUUAUGAAUUACCUCUUUCUGAACACAUAUUUUGCACUUAAAGUUCAGGGGAAAUGUUAAAAAGAUGAUGUGGUAACGUUUACAGCACAUCUGAGUGUAACUAUCAAACGUUUAAAAAGUAGUUUUGGCCGCCAUGUCGGAGGGCAUACUCUUGCCCUCCAACAUGGCGGCCAAAUUAGAAAUCAUACUACUUUGCUGAAAAAUCAAAGUGCCAUAAAAUAUCUCCCUUAAAUGCGUUUCCCCUCAAAUUUCGCGUGGAAGAUAAUUUUUAUGUGCUCUGUCAAUUUUUGGCAUCAGCAAGAUUCCAACGCAUCGUUUAGUGCAACUGGCCAGGCCAGUUGCACUAAGAGGUCACCCCGCCUAUUGGCUAGAGAUUUAUGCAGUGGAUAGUGUUUUCCACCUUUUGAUCAACUAGGACCAUCACUACAGGGUUUUUUUUUUGUGGUUAAUUUAAUGUGUCUUUUGCUCCCAGGCCGUUUUCCACCAGCUGUGGUUGCUAGAGGAAACAAAGCCAAAGCAGCUUACAGAAGAGCCCUGGAGAAUGGUAAAACACGUGAUGUACGCGUGCGAAUCAUGCUUAUUGGCGAAGUUAAAGCAGGAAAAACAAGUUUAAAGAGAUUCCUUAAGGGGGAAAAAUUCAAUAAACAUGAGGCUAGUACGCUGGGAGUAGACAUGGAUGCACCGUUGCUGAAGGAUGGCUUGAAAGCUUGGAGUGCACAUAAAACAGUUAAGAACAUCAGCGUUUUCGAUCAUAGAAGUGCUCAGCUUGUGGUUCGACAGCUCUCGGAACCUAAUGGCUAUCCUACUUCUGAUUUGGGAAAGGGCCAAUACCCUGCGAGAAAAGGCUUUUCAUGUAGCGAAGCCAAUUGUUCUGAACGCAAGUGUUACCUGAAUCUACCCUCUGCAUCUAACGGUGUAUCCAAUGGGAUAGAGCAUUGCAAAGACAUGCACCACUUCAAUGAACGUUUGAAAGGUAUCGUAGCCAACUCUUUUAAGUUAACACGUACCAUGUGGGAAUAACGAAAACACAUGUCACUUCUUUUUUCUGUGUUGCGAAAGGGCCUUGAAAUAUAUUUGAUGUUUUUUCCUUCAAAAACUGUGAUGAAAAAAGUUGAAAUGACCUUUUCCCUAAACUGUGAAUGAAUAUUCUUGAGCAAUCCUUGUCUGAGUAGAUGUCGUGGAAAAUAUGACAUGUUAUAAUCUACAUGUUGCUUGGAGCACAAGUGUUAGAAUAAUUAAGCUGCAACUCUUGUAAGUCUUUCUUUGAUCCAAGAACUCAAAAGUUUGUGUUGAAAUGAAAACAUCGUAUAGUUUUUAUUUUCAAGUGAUCCAUGAACUUCAACUUCAACUUUAUUUAAAUUUGAAAAUAUAGCAAGAGAUACAUUGGGACUGGCCUGCAGUUAGCGAGGCUAUUCGAGGCAGGCCAGGCUACAUAAUUUACAACAAACUAGACAAAAUAGAUACGUUCUACUUAAAUGCAAGGACAAUAAUUAAGGUGAAAUUUUAAAAAUAAAAUACAAUGAAAAUAACGGACAAGAGAAUUACUUUUUCAUUUUCACGAUGAUCGUAUCCACAUCAAUAUAUGAGGCUUCAGUUUCAAGGAAAUCGAGUAGCAUUUCUUUUAGUGAUCUUUUAAAAGCUUUUUUCGGUCUUUCUUUAAGGAUUUGAGGUAUCCCAUUCCAAAUUUUGACCCCAACACGCGAAAAAGCAUUUCGUCCAUGAAGUUUGCACUUAAAAUAGUCAGGUAAAGCUCAAACAGUUUUGAGUCCAUGCUCAUUUUAGGUGCCUCUUUUUCAGGAAUACCGAAUGGAACAGAUCAUUACGAAGGACCGCCCUCACCAUUUCUCCAAGAUGAUGUCUUCACCAGUGAUCAAGUUAUUUCAGAUCCUCUUCCGAUGAAUAUGGCCAGCUUGGUAGAGGAUAUUCUCACGAGCGAUCAGGACCCAUCAGACAAUCUGCCGCAGAAUGUGGCUAAUUUAGUAGAGCGCAUGCUCCGACAGGAACAGUUCUCUGCUUCAGAGGAAGUAUGGCCUGUGAUUUGGGACUUUUCUGGUCAAUCUCUUUUACAUGGAAUGAAUCCAAUCUUCAUGUCACGGGAAGCCGUAUAUUUACUGGUGUGUGACUUGACCAAGGAUCUCUUCAGCAAAGAACGUACGGGUCAGUCUGCACGAGCAACUAAUAUGCAACACAAAACUGACUCUUGUUUCGAUCAUCUGGUGAGGUGGAUGGACUUGGUUCAUUCCUUUCAUGAUACCAGCGCCGGAAGUGUUACAAGCUCUGCCCAGCCGCCAGUUAUCUUAGUUGGAACACAUGCCGACAAAGUCAGUGGCGAUCCUUGGAACCGUUUGGAAGCCAUUUUGGACAGUUUUCAUGGAAAGGCAUUUUCGUCGCUGAUUGUUGACAAGUUUUCUGUUGACAACACUCGGGCUGGGCAAGCUCAAGAGGAUCCAACUAUUGUAAGAUUACGGCAAAAGAUCAUUUCUGUGGCCUCCUUAUUGCCUCAUACAAACAGGGAAAUUCCUCUUCAGUGGCUUUGUGUGGAGAAGGUACUCCAUCGCCUUGCUGGAGAAGGAUUUAAGUAUAUCACUCUGCAACAGUUUAAAGAAGUGGCUAAAAGAGUGUGUCGUUUUCAAGUGCAUGAAGACAGUGACGAGCUGUUGCAUUUUUUGUGUGAUUGUGGUGCUAUUCUUUAUUUCAACGAAACUGAUGAGUCCAACAGCUUGGUUUUCCUGGAUCCACAGUGGUUAGUUCAUCUAUUCUGUGAAAUUAUAACAGUUGUUUCUGGGAAGAAAGAACCGAUGAAUAUCCGGCAAUGCCGCCAAACUCUUGCUAAAAAAGGCAUCUUGUCAGAAGAGCUUGUCAACUUUGCCUGCCAAGAAUCUGACGUCAACCUCUCCAAAGAAUCACUUCUUUCUGUCAUGGAGAAAGCAAGCCUUGUUUGCCGACUUGAAGUCCAAAAUGGGGAGGUGGUCUACCUUGUACCAUCAAUGCUGCCGGCUACGCCAGAAAACGAAAUUUUGGGAUUAAUUGACCAACAUAUGACUGCACCAGUUUAUGUCACUUUCAACACUGGGUAUAUUCCGUAUGGAUUAUUCUCCAGAUUCGUUGUGUUGUUUUCCGAUUGGGCUUCAAAGGAGCACUCUGCAAGGCCUCCCAAAAUGUCUGCAAACACAGCGAGGUUUUUUAUUGGGAAGAAAAAAGACUACGGUUUGACGUUUGCUUUCUUCAAAAGUGUGGUAAUGGUUCAUGUUCUGCGAGAAGGUAGCAAAGAAGAGGAAACAGAGAUGACUGCCAUCUGCCAACAAGUUUACAGGUUGGGUAUUUAUGUUACAUGAAAGGCUUUUAAAAUACUACCCCUGUGCCCUGCAAGCUUGUAUACAGAAAGGGCAAAAUCGGCCCUUUUUUCGUUUUUUUCUGGGUGCCAUCUUUGAUUGCAAUGCGGAAUUUCCGCAAUGGCAUGGUCUUGAAGAAAACCAUGUCUCGUGCGAUGCCCUUGAUGUUUCCCACACAUUGCCAUCAAGUUUUUUUUCGCUUAAGUAUAAAAAGCUACUUUGAAUGGUUAAUUCUAAGAAGUCAGUCGGUUCAGCUCUCGUGUUGAAUCAGAGCGAUCCAAGAUCACUUUUCAGACCGUAACCGUUUAAACAGAGGAAAGCCAAGGGGUAGAGACUUAUCAGAUGUCCUACCACUCUCAUUUAAUCAGGGCCUCAGUCUUAUUGAGAGCCACUCAAUGAAGGUUAAAAUCUGUUUUCAGGAUCACCCUUUCCAGUUAUCAUUGUUAGUUUUCUUUUGAUGUCUUGUUGCAGAUGUAUUGAAGAUAUCCUAGAUUCUCUUCAUCUGCGGUGUCAUUGGCUGCACUCCAUUACAUGGACGCUGUGUGCACGCUGUGAUAUGUGUUUGGGUGAAAGUGAAGGAGAUGAUGGCUGUUCCUGGCACCAUACUCCUUCCUGUCCACAUCCCGAUUGUGCCCACUUUAUUCCAUUAGGCCCUGAUUGGCCAUUGAGGUGUGAUCAGACUAUGAAGGCUAAAACCCUACUGGAUGAAUACAAGCUUAAGCCUUGGCUAAAGGUACAUAGUUAUGCUCUACAGUUACCUUGCAAGCUACUGACUCUUUACAGUUACUCUGCACAGUUGAAGACAAGGAACACAGGCUGUGGGGCUGAUUCAAGUGUUGCAAACAAUAAGUGCCAGUGUUUUAGCAGCUCUUUUGCAUGGCACGUUAAGUUAUUUACCUUAAAAAGAAAGUCUUGUUGAUUUUGCUGAAAUAAUUUCGCAUACUGAACUACUGGGCCUUUCUAUACUAUUGCUGUAACCCGUAAUGUCCUAUGUAUUACCGUUGCAAAAUUAAUAAUUGAUCGUCAAUCAUCUUAUACCGUUUCAUUUUUUUCCACAGCUUUUUCGUCGAAAUCAUGUUGCAGGUAAAUAUUACCUUCCUACGCAGACGUCCAUCUUUGAAUCUCUUAUACUUAAACAAAUUGAUCUCUAUUGUAAAACCCAUUAUAACACAUGUAUUACACAUAGACUAAACUUUAGUAUGAUAUUAUUUUUUGGGCGAUCGGAAUAAAUAUCACGUGACAAUGACGUCACAAUAGUUUUAGCUCUAAAUCGAAUUUAUGCCCUUAUCAGCCUUUCUUUGGAAAUGCUUUACGCUACCUAUACUUUGGGUGCUUGUCUUCUGAUGUGCCAAGUUUCACAAAAAUCUAUGAGAGGAAUUUCGACAUAUCUUGGAAUUUCUACAAAAACGGUUUAAAUUAUGCAUAAACGUAAGGCUGGACUUAAUGCAGACAAAUUUGCUGACUUUUGGAGGUUUCCGAAAAGUUUUUAUUACUCAUUCGUUUUGCAAAUGACCUUAUACAAUCUACAACUGGCUAAACUCAAGUAGACUUGCGCGAUUUGGAAAAAAAACAUGAAAACAUGUGAAUCAACAAAUGUAAUGCUAAGCUCUUUUUGUAAUGUCUAAGGCUACUUUCACAAAAACAGCGAUUCAAUCAAAAUUCGUCUAUAGAUUUUCUUUAAAAAAUUUCAGUGCUGCAAUUGAUCAGUGUACUGUAAAAUCCCCGAAUUUCGUCUCCAUUGAAAACUUUUUAAGUUGUCUAACGUAGGCGCAAAAUUAAGUAAAUAUUGAAGCGACGUCAUAGGUCUGCCUAAAUUUUUCAAUUUCCCAUUGUCUGAAGGACUCAAGGAAAUAAUCCUUAUUUUGAUGAGUAUCUAAUAUUCACUGUAGGCACGGCUAAACUUGACGUCCAAUUUUCAAUUUAGUACAAGAAUCAAUAUUUAUACAUCAGAAGUCUAAAACACUCUUGCACUUACAUGCCGGCAACUCUUUUUAAUACAAUUUUCAAAUACCUUUGUGGUUACAUUGUACCUUGCAGACGACCUUUGUUUUAAACCUGGUGUUGUGUCACUUGAUGACUUAUUGUAUCUCGCACACGACCUGGGUUUACAGUGGAAGAGACUGUGCCGCAUUUUGUUGGGUGCUAAGGAGGUCGAACAUAUUGAUCACGAUCAAAAAACCCUUUAUGACAAAUGUUUCACCAUGUUGGAUCGAUGGAAAAAGUCUCAGGCAUCAGAUGCUACGUAUGCUGCAUUAGGAAUGGCCUUAAUGCACGAAGACCUCCAGGCUGAAGAACUCUGUGCAAAGUAUUGCCAGCAACCGUAAGGCCCUCGUGAAAGCAGUGCUGGUAUAUGUAUGUUCGACGCUAAGAUACCUAUUUCUGACUGACUGGAGGUGAAUGUGAUCCUUAUUGAAUAAACAACAUUUUUAAAAACUGAAUCAUUGGAUAAUGCAAUCAUAGAGCUCUGAUUGGCUUAGCCAUCAUGGUAUAUGAGCCAUGAUACCAUGCUUUCCAAAUAUGCUCGAAAUUAAAAACAAGCCAAAAAUCGGUUGUUCUUACAAAUAAAGUCGGGAACAAGUCUAAAACAUUCCUGCACUUAAAUACCGGCAACUCUUUUUAAUACAAUUUUCAAAUACCUUUGCGGUUACAUUGUACCUUGCAAGCGACCUUUGUUUUAAACCUGGUGUUGUGUCACCUGAUGACUUAUUGUGUCUCGCACACGACGUGGGUUUACAGUGGAAGAGUCUGUGCCGCAUUUUGUUGGGUGCUAAGGAAGUUGAACAUAUUGAUCACGAUCAAAAGACCCUUGAUGACAGAUGCUACACCAUGAUGGAUCGAUGGAAAAAGUCUCAGGCAUCAGAUGCCACGUAUGCUACAUUAGGAAUGGCCUUAAUGUACGAAGACCUGCAGGCAGAAGAACUCUGUGCAAAGUAUUGCCUGCAACCGCAAUGCCCUCUUGAAAGCAGUGUUUAG
This is a messenger RNA of Porites evermanni, 14115 nucleotides long. NCBI's taxonomy places the organism in Eukaryota, Metazoa, Cnidaria, Anthozoa, Scleractinia, Poritidae. The record is from the annotation of a GenBank genome assembly.